AUGAACCUUGAACAAUUGUCUAAAAACAACGACUGUGAUGAUAAAAUUGGAACUAGCUUUGAAAUUAAUAUUAGUAAUGAUCAGGAUAACAAUGCCUUUGACCUUUUGAAUAAUAGUCGUAACAUAAUUUUACUUGAACAAACACCUUUAACCAGUAAUAAUACGGCUAUUAUAGAUGAUGAUUCUCUUGACCUUCUUAAUGGUAGUUGUAACGUAAUUUUAUUUGAACAAGAAGUACCUUCAACAAAUAAUAAUAUAGUUAUAAUAGAUGAUGAGUCUUUUGACCUGUUUAAUAGUAGUUGUAACGUAACUUUACCUGAACAAGCAUCUUCGACUAAUAACAAUCCUGUUAAGGUAUUAGUUGGUCAAACUUUUAAUGAUUGGUAUGAUGUCCAGCAACACAUUAUCGCUUAUGCAAUAAAUCAAGACUUUUCCACAAGGCUUCAUUAUACAGAAAGAUGUAUGGACUUUAUUCUUAGAGCGGAAAUUGUUUGUUGCCGUACUGGUGUACCACCUAAAAAAAGUACUGGAUUGCGAAAGACUAAAAGUAUUGCUAUUGAUUGUAAAUUUAAGAUAGUAAUUAGAUGGGCAAAAAAUAAAUAUUGUAUAAGGGAAGCUAAGCUUGAACACAACUACCCUUUGGAUUCUGCCGCUGUUAUAUUUGAUCCUGAUCACCGUAGGUUAAGCAGCAAUGAAAGUAUGUAUGUACAAACACUCUAUAAUAGUGGUGUACCAGUACCAACAAUCAUAAAUAUGUUAACUGAACAGUAUAAUAGGUACAUUCAUAAUAAGGAUAUUUAUAAUUCCUUAAAUCGCCAAUUCCACGACUAUGUAAAAGGGUUAUCUCAAACUGCUGAACUAUUAAAUAACCUAAACAAUAAUAACGAAUAUCAUGCAUUUGGUCAAUUAAAAAAAAUGGUUGAAGAUAAGACUUUUUACGAUAUACAAACAGUUAUAACUGAUGCUGAUCUUGACAAGCUUAAAGAUAAGUUUACAGCAUUUAACAAAGAUUUCAAAGCAGUGAUGUUUAAAACUACGGAGGAGCAAUUUACCGUUCGAUGGGAUUGUUUAUUAUCUAAAUAUCCUGAGGUAGGUAAUUAUAUGGUAGAGCAAUGGAAAUCUUAUGAUAAUAUGUGGGCAUAUUGUUAUACUAAUAAUUAUGUCAACUAUAGAAUACGAACAACACAAUGGUCUGAAGCCACUAACGCGCAUCUAAAAAGAUUACUUGGUCAUACAGUACUUCUACCUCAAUUAAUUAAUGCAUUAGAAAAAUUAACUCAACACCAACUCCAGCAUUCUCAAUAUCAACAGUAUCGUUUACGUAGUAGCACUCGUCAACAUGUUAAUUAUAUAGGUGCUCGUUGGAUUAUCGCACUAUCAGAAUUUACUGUAUAUGAACAACAAAAUGAUUUUGUUGACGAUCUUAGCGAAUCUACUACUGAAUAUACUAGCGAAUUUACUACUGAAUCUAUUACUGAAUCUACUACUGAAUCUAUUACCAAAUCUACUACUGAUUCUACUAUUGAAUCCACUGCUGAAUUCAAUAACAUGAUUUACAAUAUAUCCUCUAAUCAACAAAGGCCUACAAGAAGUACUGUGGAUUUACUUAAGGACAUUGAAACUAUAUCUAAUCAA
Messenger RNA from Racocetra fulgida, 1635 nucleotides. The record is from the annotation of a GenBank genome assembly. NCBI's taxonomy places the organism in Eukaryota, Fungi, Glomeromycota, Glomeromycetes, Diversisporales, Gigasporaceae.